AUAAUCUGUAAUUCUGUAAGCAACUGUCAUUGUGUUCGAGUCUCGAGAACUUAAUGUAGAAGCGGGACUGCGGGACCGGCCGAGCGGCGAGCCGCGAGCGUAACCUUUAAUUCUAUAGCCGGCGAGUGUUGUCUCGGCUCGUUUAGGGAUUUUUCCUUCUUAUUUUAUAGUUUUAAUUUUAAACAAUGCUGUGAUAUUAACAAACUGUGAUAGUGUUCAAUUAAUAAGUUAUAAAAUGUACUUACGAGGUCAAAAUGUAAGAUUUUUGAAAUAGGUAUAUUAAGGGAGAGAAUUUGAAUAAGGAUGGGUCUCUUCGGCGAAAAUGGGGUGCGAAACGAGCAAGGGAGGGAUGUGACUUCAGAGAACCUCUUGACAAGGGAAGAAAGAAGAAAAGAGAGAUUCUUCAAGAAGAAAUACUGCAGUUUGACUUUACAGGUGUUCUGCGUAAUAUUUAUGGCAUUUCUGGCAUAUGUAUGCUUCUAUUAUCGACCAAUCGUUUUGUGCAUUGACAGCGAUGGGAAACAGGGUAUCUGCAUAGACAUAUUCAAAUGUCCAUUUAUCAAAAACGAUUUUAAAGAAGAGAAAAAGCCAGUGUUUUGUGAACUUAAUAAGGAUAAGGUAACUGUGUGCUGCGUGGAGAACGAUAUGCCGAUGAUGGAGGCGAGGCAUUUGAGACCGACUUCUGAGGAAACGACGACGAACAUAAACGAACGGACUGAUGACUACACAAUUGUUUUCGUAGACCCUUCCAUCCUUAAGGUACCAGACAUUAAUAAUGGUCAGUGCAAACCAAUGACAAACUACACGAAUACUGGACGGAUAUCCUUUCAGAAAUGUUUGGAGUACCAAGACAAGUUGGUGUUCCCGUGCCUGGAAAGUCUGACGCCGAAUACGAAGGUGAAACGGAUGCAAUAUUGCAACUGGAAGCCGGACGCGAUGAUCAGUGAAGGGACGGCAACUUCUGACGGGGAAUUCCCUCAUAUGGCGUUGCUUGGUUACGAUUUGCCAGACCACGACACUUGGCUGUGCGAUGGCGUCAUCGUCAGCGAUAGAUUCAUCUUGACAGCCGCACACUGUACUUACAGCAAAGACGCUGGUGUAGUAACGAAGGUACGUAUCGGCUUCUGGAAGAAAUCGCAGAAGAUUCAGCCGGACGAGUUGUACAGCGUAUCGGAGAUAUACAAACACCCGCAAUACAAGCCGCGGUAUGCAUACAACGACAUUGCACUCUUGAAGACGGACAGGAUAAUGAUGCUCAACCGAUACAGGGUACCGGCUUGUCUACACGACGGCAGCCCAAUUAAUGAUACUACGGUGACCGUCACUGGCUGGGGGACUCUUGACCCACACCAUAAACGGAAUUCCGAUAUCUUGCGAAAGGUAAAGCUCGAGAAAUUCUCUGACGAAGAAUGCGCUCAGUUUUAUAAACCGAGUUUGGUGCGGCACAUGCCACGGGGAUACGACAGCAACAAGCAGAUAUGUUACGGCGACAGGUGGACCAGCAAAGAUUCAAGUAAAGGCGACAGCGGCGGUCCAGCUCAGAUAAGUCAUCAUUUGGAGUGCAUGUAUUUGGUGACCGCUAUAGUGAGCAACGGCAAGAAGUUCGGCCAUGCCGGUUUACCUGGUAUCUACACGCGAGUCGCUCCAUAUAUCGAUUGGAUCGAAUCGAUAGUCUGGCUGCGUAAUUGAGUAUUCAAAAAAAAAUCCAACCGCUUGUACGAUUCGACAUAUCCGCGAUACCACCUCGAGCUUCGUUAUGGAUAAUGGAUUUCAGACUUUCCGAUCGCUUCAAUCGUGUACAUUGGAUCGUUUAGAAUUAGGUAUGCGAGUGUACGGUGCUUCCCAUUUCGUGAUUGGACCGGUGCGAUAGAGAUGACGAGAUUGCUCGUCUCUCUCGGUUGCUCUCUUUAUGACUUGCCAUAUUCCAAUCAUAAAGUAAAGACAAACAAACAACCUUGACCGUGAAUUGACGCGAUGUCAUUGGUCCAGGUGAUCGAUGGUAUUAUGGAGUUGUUAGAAACUAGUAAGUGUUGUGUUACAAAUAGAGAUAUAUAUCGAUAUGUUAACCUAAGGUUUGUUUACCUUCACUCCUUUGAUUGGAAAAGGGGGGGGGGGGGCAGUAAGAAACGUUAAACUUCUGUUCCUAGCUCAAAUAUUAUUAUUGGCUGUUGAGUAUUUGAACUAAUCAUAGUGGGAAGAUUUUUAUGUGUGAUAAUUUUUAUUAUUUUUUUUUUUAUUUUUUAUGUUAUAGAAUUUUUACAAGUUGCCAGUAUGAGAUUUGCUCUUUAUUUUUAAUUUCGUCUUUAAUGCAUUGAUUACAAAUAGGAAAGACAGUGACAGCGAGAAUCCUGUAACUAUAGAGUCCAAUUUGUACCUGUGUUUUGAUCUCCCAACGAAAUGAGAGGCAUUUAUGCAUCCCUCCAACUUUAGAGGGUAUGUGGAUCUCCCGAGUGCUCAACUACUUACUAAAAGUACUUAUGAAUUAUACAAUAUUCCGUCUCAGUUACAGUAUUUUCGUUACAUAUACACACAUACAAUAAUUAAAUAAAUACGUAAUAUUAUAUUUUUAUACGCGGUUAAGUUUAAGGAUUUGUUGAAAUGUUUAUUGUGAAAUUAUCUGGGGGGGGGGGGCGUGGCAUUUUUUGACGUUUUUGACUAAACCGGACAGAAAAAAUCUAGUCAAUGUCCAAAGGAUUGUUGAAAGCUCGCCGUGUUAUUUUACAUUCCACGAUGUUUUUAUAAAUAGGACUUAUUUUAUUGUUUUUGUAAAACGAAUGACUGUGAUAGAAAUGAGUUGAUUUUU
Molecule: messenger RNA, 2803 nt
Organism: Nymphalis io (European peacock)
Lineage: Eukaryota; Metazoa; Arthropoda; Insecta; Lepidoptera; Nymphalidae
Product: serine protease persephone-like
Exons: 12
Coding region: 304-1689 (461 amino acids)
Biological process (GO): proteolysis
Molecular function (GO): serine-type endopeptidase activity
Source: RefSeq, a predicted model, not a curated record